This is a messenger RNA of Heteronotia binoei (common prickly gecko), 1767 nucleotides long. Its product is annotated as vomeronasal type-2 receptor 26-like. Gene Ontology annotation, biological process: G protein-coupled receptor signaling pathway. The record is from RefSeq and is a predicted model, not a curated record. Gene Ontology annotation, molecular function: G protein-coupled receptor activity. The transcript has 5 exons. Lineage: Eukaryota; Metazoa; Chordata; Lepidosauria; Squamata; Gekkonidae. Gene Ontology annotation, cellular component: membrane. Bases 1 to 1767 code for a protein of 588 amino acids.
AUGAACUGUUCUAAGAAUGAUCCUGUCCCCAUUCCACAUGCAUGGUACCAGUCUGGGGACAUCCUCAUUGGUGAGAUCGCUUCUCAAUUUGUAUAUUCUCACCAUACCGUUGAUUUUAAGAAACAUCCUUCUCAAGGCUUGUUUGAGGCUCCAGAAAUGGUGAUAAAGUACUACCAGCACAUCCUGGCAUUGGCAUUUGCCAUAAAUGAGAUCAACAAGAACCUCCAGAUCUUGCCAAAUAUCAGCCUUGGGUUCCAAAUCUAUGACAGCUACUUUGAUUUAAAAUUGACAUAUUGUACAACUCUGGGACUGCUUUUCAGAUCAUGGAGCUUUGUCCCAAAUUACAAAUGUGAGAUUCAUAGAAACCUAGUAGCCAUCAUUGGGGCACUUGGUGCUGACAUCUCUUUCCAUAUGGCAGAUAUCUUAGGACUCUACAAAAUUCCACAGAUUGCAUAUGGCUCAUUUGCCUCAGAAGAGAGGGAUGCAACAGAGUUUCCUGCUUUCUUUCGCAUGGUUCCAAAUGAAGCUGCUCAGUAUAGCGGGAUUAUUCGGUUGCUGCUCCAUUUCAGGUGGAUAUGGAUUGGGCUCUUUGCUGCAGAUGAUGACACUGGAGAGCAUUUCUUGAAGACCAUGGAGCCAUUGCUGUCCCAGAAUGGAAUCUGUUCAGCCUUCACUGAAAGAAUUCCAAACCAAGCACAAUGGGAUACAAUAGAAGAUAUUAAUAAUAUACUCUCGAAGGUGCUGCCCGUUUCUGUGUGCAAUGACUACUGUCCUCCUGGUUUUCAUAAGAAGAAGAAAGAAGGGGAACAGUUUUGUUGCUAUGAUUGUGCUCGGUGCCCAGAAGGACAAAUUUCAAACCAAAAUGACAUGGAGGACUGUAUCAAUUGUCCAGAUGAUCAGUAUGCAAGCAUGAGUAGAGAUCAAUGCAUUCCCAAGACAAUCAACUCUCUGUCUUAUGAAGAACCUUUAGGAAUCAGUUUGGCUUCAAUUACAGUUUCUUAUUCUCUCAUCACAGUCUUGGUUCUAGGAACUUUCAUUAGGCACAAAGAUACCCCCAUAGUGAAAGCAAACAACCGAGAUAUCACAUACACUCUUCUUAUCACUCUCCUGCUAUGUUUCCUUUGUCCUUUGCUCUUCAUUGGUGACCCAAACAAGGUGACCUGCUGUUUCCGACAACCAGCUUUUGGCCUUAUCUUUUCUGUGGCUGUAUCUUGUGUGUUGGCCAAAACCACCACUGUAAUUGUAGCUUUCAUGGCCACUAAACCAGGAUCCAGAAUUAGGAAGUGGGUGGGGAAAAGACUGACCAACUCCAUUCUUCUGUCUUGUUCCUUCAUUCAAGCAGCCAUUUGUAUGAUAUGGCUAGGAACCUCUCCUCCUUUCCCACAUACUGACAUGCAGUCAUUGACUAGAGAGAUCACUCUAGGAUGCAAUGAAGGGUCUGUCAUCAUGUUCUAUAUUGUCUUGGGCUACAUGGGACUUCUAUCAGUCAUAAGUUUGAUCGUAGCUUUCUUUGCAAGGAAGUUACCGGACAGUUUCAAUGAAGCUAAGUUCAUCUCUUUCAGUAUGUUAAUCUUUUGCAGUGUUUGGGUGACUUUUGUUCCUACGUAUUUGAGCACAAAAGGGAAAUACAUGGUAGUUGUGGAGAUUUUCUCUAUUUUGGCCUCCAGUGCUGGAUUACUGGUUUGUAUCUUUUCCCCCAAAUGCUACAUUCUUCUGUUGAGGCCAGAGUUGAAUAAGAGGGAGAAAUCAAUAAGGAGAAACAACUGA